Molecule: messenger RNA, 1038 nt
Organism: Bathycoccus prasinos
Lineage: Eukaryota; Viridiplantae; Chlorophyta; Mamiellophyceae; Mamiellales; Bathycoccaceae
Exons: 1
Coding region: 1-1038 (345 amino acids)
Molecular function (GO): protein binding
Source: RefSeq, a predicted model, not a curated record
AUGUCUUCCGGAAGAGAAGGAGUCGCGACGACGAGAGCGAGAAAGAGGAAGGCUGGUGAGAGAGAUUCUUCGUGGGACGUGGUCGCGAAUAACGACGAUGUGCGUUUCAAACACAUCACUCCGAGAUUGAAUCGAACGGAUUUGAAAUUCGUGUCCUCCGAAUACUCGACGGAAGAGGAACACGAGAGACUACGAAACGCUCUCGCAUUGCUCGAGAAUAAACCUUUGCCGUUGUGGCGUUUGUUCAGAGAGGCGGUGCUGAAUGGCGGCGCGUGUCGCGAUAUCGUGGAGAAGCAUGUGAUGUGUAAACUCAACGGGACGGAUCUCAAAUUCUUGUAUGGAGUGAAUACGGAGACGAGAAAGUUGAUUAAGAGAUCAUCUCGCAAGGGGGAGUUGAAAAAGAGGUUUAAAGUGAGCGAGAUGUCGUCGAUAUCUACGUUGGAGUUUGCGUGGGAGCAUAAAUCGUUGUGGCCGAGUGACUGGGAGGAUAUAACUUUCUCCAGUGAAGUUGCUCGAACGAAUAAACUCGAGUUGCUCAAGUGGGCGCGAGAGGAGAAAAAGUGUGAGUGGGAUGAAUGGACGAUUAAUGAGGCCGCAUCUCAAGGUAAUCUGGAAAUGGUAAAGUAUUGCGUUGCAAAUGAGUGUCCUAUCGAUGAGGACGCGUGUGCAUAUGCUGCCGAAAACGGUCAUCUCGAGGUACUCAAAUACUUACGCGAAGAAGUCAAAGCGCCUUGGGAUUUUUCUACUGCCGAAUGGGCGGCUGAAAAUGGUCAUCUUCAUAUACUUGAAUAUCUUGUUGAGCGUAAAUAUAAUAAAUAUAACGAAAGUGCGUGUUGGUGUGCGGCCAAGUACGGCCACUUGGACUGUUUGAAGUACUUGCACGAAACCGCCAAAGCGCCGUGGGACUCUUGGGCCGUUCGAUUUGCGCACGAGAACAACCACACGGAGUGUUUACAAUACCUCCUCGACAACAACUGUCCUCUCCCACCCGGUUGGCGAUACGAAGAUGGAAAGUUGCACGUGCCACCAGUUUCAUAA